Molecule: messenger RNA, 369 nt
Organism: Daldinia vernicosa
Lineage: Eukaryota; Fungi; Ascomycota; Sordariomycetes; Xylariales; Hypoxylaceae
Exons: 2
Coding region: 1-369 (122 amino acids)
Source: RefSeq, a predicted model, not a curated record
AUGGCGUCUUCUCACUUCUUCCUGAUGCUAGACCACAUAGCCUCCUAUCAAUGCCAUGAAACAUCCACCACCCGCCGAACCGAAAUGGGCAAUAUCCUCGGCUCCCAGCGCGUCUUCUACGUCGGGUACGAGUACACCCGGAGCUCUGUACACGGCUCCAGCGAUGAUAUAAGCGACGGCUCACAGGAACGGGACUUGUCGGGAGGAUGGGGGGGUAAUGUGGUAGGGGUUAAGAGGAGGAAGGGCUGUAUAACCCGCGACCACUGGGCGCUCAAAUUCAGGCCCGGCAUCGACGCCUCGCAGUUACCACGGCGGAUCAAAGGGUUCCGAACAAAGAUCCCAAGCCGGUGCAAGGAGAAUUGUGGCUGA